Messenger RNA from Neltuma alba, 2778 nucleotides. RefSeq names its product G-type lectin S-receptor-like serine/threonine-protein kinase At1g34300. The transcript has a single exon. Gene Ontology annotation, molecular function: protein serine/threonine kinase activity; ATP binding. The coding region runs from base 266 to 2776 and encodes 836 amino acids. The record is from RefSeq and is a predicted model, not a curated record. Lineage: Eukaryota; Viridiplantae; Streptophyta; Magnoliopsida; Fabales; Fabaceae. Gene Ontology annotation, biological process: recognition of pollen; protein phosphorylation.
GCGGCAAACAGUCUAUUCAGCAGCAAAAGCAAUUGUUGAAGAUUCAAAUUCAACAUUGGAAGCACACGAAAUCGGGAAAAAGAAAGUAGAGAUUGAUAAAAAUCUCAAACCUUUGAACCAAUCACUGCGUUCAAGUCGAAGUCUCGCUCUUACCUUUCAAUUCCAUCUUCUCCUUCUUCCCCCAGUGCCCACUUUCUUUAAACUUUUCAGGCUGAAACAAUAUCAGAUUCGGUGUAUUUCACAAUCGGUUUGGGUCCAUUACAAAAUGGGACUCCGAUCAAUCCGAAUUUUAACGCUCUCCGUCAUCUUCCUCGCCGUCAUGGCAGCCGCCGCCGCCAUCUCUCCUGGCGCUACUCUCUUAGCUUCCAACACCAAUCAAAGAUGGUCUUCUCCGAACAACACAUUCUCCCUUUAUUUCAUUCCUUCCAACCCCCAAACUUCUCCUCCUACCUUCAUCGCUGCCAUCGUGUACUCCGGCGGCACUCCCGUCAUCUGGUCCGCCGGUAAUGGCUUGGCUGUGGACUCUGGCGGCUCCUUCCGGUUCCUUUCUACCGGAACCCUUCACCUCGUAAACGGGUCAGGGUCAAUCGUUUGGGACUCCAGAACUUCAGAUAUGGGUGUCUCCUCCGCCACCCUACAAGCCGACGGCAACCUGGUGCUCUCAAAUGGAACUGGCACCGUCUGGUCAACGUUCGACCAUCCGACUGAUACAAUUGUUCCGUCUCAGAACUUCACUUCUGGUAUGGUUUUGCGAUCUGGAUUGUACUCGUUUAAUCUUAUUCCAAGUGGAAAUUUGACCCUUAAAUGGAAUGAUAGUAUAGAAUACUGGAAUCAGGGUUUGAAUUCAUCUGUGAAUGUGAAGUUAAAUUCACCGGUUUUGAGGUUGCAAUCAAUAGGGCUUUUGCAGCUCUAUGAUUCUAAUCUUUCAACUCCAGCGGUUAUUGCUUAUAGCAGUGACUACGCUGAAGGUAGUGAUGUGUUGAGAACUUUGAAGAUAGAUAGUGAUGGGAACUUGAGGAUUUACAGUUCUGCAAGAGGUAGUGGAACUGCAACUCCAAGAUGGUCUGCUGUAGAUCAAUGUAAGGUUUUUGGUUACUGUGGGAGCUAUGGUAUUUGCAGUUACAAUGAUUCAGACCCUAUCUGUGGUUGCCCGUCUCAGAAUUUUGAGAUGAUUGAUCCCAGUAACAGCCGAAAAGGAUGCAGAAGGAAGGUGAAUCUUGAUGAUUGUCCUGGAAGUGCAACUAUGUUGCAAUUGGAACAUGCUCAGUUCUUGACUUAUCCGCCUGAGCUGAGUACACAAGUCUUCUUCAUUGGUAUAUCAGCUUGUAGAGGUAAUUGUCUGGCGGGUUCCUGCUUUGCUUCUACUUCAUUAUCAGAUGGCACAGGUCAGUGUUACAUAAAAACAUCGGAUUUUAUCAGUGGGUAUCAAAGUCCUGCACUGCCUAGCACUUCAUAUGUCAAGGUUUGUGGACCAGUGGCUCCAAAUCCUCCAGCUUCCUUGGAUGGAACUGAGAAGAAGCAUCGUGGAAGGUUACCAGCUUGGGUUGUCGCUAUAGUGGUUUUGGGUACCCUUUUAGCUUUGAUUGCCUUUGAAGGUGGCUUGUGGUUCUGGUGUUGUAGGAACAGAACAAUAUUAGGUGGGUUGUCUGCACAAUAUGCUCUUCUUGAGUAUGCUUCUGGUGCACCAGUCCAGUUCUCAUACAAGGAUCUGCAGCGGGCAACAAAAGGGUUUAAAGAGAAGCUUGGGGCUGGGGGUUUUGGUGCUGUGUACAGGGGAGUCCUUGCUAAUAAAUCUGUUGUUGCAGUUAAGCAACUUGAGGGCAUUGAGCAAGGUGAGAAACAAUUUAGGAUGGAAGUAGCUACUAUAAGCAGCACUCAUCAUCUCAAUUUGGUGAGGCUGAUUGGUUUCUGCUCGGAGGGGCGCCACAGGCUUUUAGUGUAUGAGUUCAUGAAAAAUGGUUCGCUUGAUAAUCUUCUGUUUCUGACCGAAGAACAGUCAGGAAAAUUGUUGAAUUGGGAGUAUCGCUUCAACAUUGCCCUAGGCACUGCAAGGGGCAUCACAUAUCUUCACGAGGAAUGUCGAGACUGCAUUGUCCAUUGUGAUAUAAAACCUGAAAACAUUCUGUUGAACGAGAAUUACAUUGCGAAAGUCUCGGAUUUCGGCCUUGCCAAGCUUGUAAAUCCAAAAGACCACAGGCACCGAACCCUGACCAGUGUGAGAGGAACACGAGGGUAUUUAGCUCCUGAAUGGCUAGCUAAUCUUCCCAUAACUUCCAAAUCUGAUGUUUACAGUUAUGGUAUGGUUUUGCUGGAGAUUGUGAGUGGAAGGAGGAACUUUGAAAUGCUCGAUGACAGAAACAGGAAGAAGUUCUCCAACUGGGCUUAUGAAGAGUUUGAGAAAGGCAACAUCAUGGGAAUAGUUGACAGAAGACUGAAUGACCAAGUUGAUAUGGAGCAAGUACAAAGGGCAAUUCAAGUAAGCUUCUGGUGCAUCCAGGAGCAUCCAUCUCAGAGGCCAACAAUGGGUCGAGUUGUGCAAAUGCUCGAAGGGAUAACUGAGAUUGAGAAGCCGCCCGCACCGAAAGCCUUCAUAGAAGGAUCUGGUGGUGGAACAAGCACUUACUUGAGCAGCAAUACUAGUGCGUUCUCCACAGUUGCUGCCUCAGCCCCUGGUACUACCUCAUCCUCAUUCCAGAACAGUGGUGCUUCAAGUUUGACUCCAGGAAGGAAAAUUGAGAAGGCAACUUCCUCUCUUCUACAACCAGACCAAUUGUAAAC